AGUAUUCGGUCGAACGGCGUAUGAGACGUACGCAAAAACCAAACCCUCAGACUCACCUUCAAAAUAAGAGCAUUUUUAGAAGAUCAUCUAUUAAUAGAAGUGGCGAAUUUUUCUAAUUCUCCCAUUUUCUCCAAAAAGGUGCAAAAACACUCGAUUCGUGUGUGAGAUUUCGCAAAAAUUCUUAAUAAUCUUUACAAAGACACAACGCUUAGCCCAAUUUUUAUCUGUCUCUGGCGGUCCUGUCUCUCUUUAUUUCUAUUUUUAAUUCAAUUUAAUUUUCCACUGAGGACAGAUUAAUGUAUGAAAAGUGUGGAUAAUUCCGUAUGAGAUAGAAAACAGACGAUUCUUUUUUUUUUUGUGAGUAAAAGUUUGAAAUGAAUUUUGCUGAAAUUCUCUGUGUCUCCAGAAUCUCGUAAACACCUGGAAAGCUGCUGCACCAAAAGGUGCUUUUGACAUGCAGAAUCGAGACCGUUAGGAAUGAGAAUUAGCAAUAAGGAUGAAGAGGUGAUUGAGUUUUCCUUGUGAGAUUGCAAUGAUGGCAUCUGGAGAUGAAGCGAAUUGGCUGCCAAUGAAUUCGAUGAAGGUGCUAAAUGAUUCAAGAUUGGAUACUAUACCACAACAGGAUGCUGCUAUAAUGGACUUCAAUUUGAGCUCUGCACAUACAAAUCGAGGCAGUGAUGUUAGUUAUACAAGUGGCUCACGCUACGAUCUUAUACACAACGAACUGGUGCAGGCCACCUUCUGCUUUCUCUACCUCGUGAUCUUCGUAUUGGGCAUCUUUGGGAAUGUCCUUGUGUGCUUCGUAGUUUUCAGGAAUAAAGCCAUGCAGACUGUGACGAAUCUUUUCAUCACAAAUCUGGCCCUAUCGGAUAUCUUACUCUGUAUUCUAGCAGUGCCAUUUACACCACUUUAUACCUUUCUACGAGGAUGGGUGUUUGGCACAAUGUUGUGUCACCUGGUACCCUAUGCCCAGGGCUGCAGUGUUUACAUCUCCACGCUCACACUGACUUCAAUAGCGAUUGAUCGCUUUUUCGUAAUCAUCUACCCAUUCCAUCCGCGAAUGCGGCUUGCCACCUGUAUCUGCAUCAUUGUUAGCAUUUGGGGCUUCUCACUACUCGUUACACUUCCCUACGGAUUGUACAUGAAAGUGCUCCCGAUGAAUCACACAGGUGUUUGGCAGAACUACUGCGAAGAAGACUGGCCGUCAGAGCAGUAUAGGAAGAUAUUUGGUUCGUUCAACUCAACACUUCAGUUUGUUAUUCCCUUCCUGAUCAUAUCCAUCUGCUACACGUGCGUUUCGAUCAAACUGAAUGAUCGCGCUCGCACAAAACCUGGAUCUAAGACAUCUCGUCGCGAAGCAGCCGAUCGUGACCGGAAGAAACGUACCAAUCGAAUGCUGAUCGCAAUGGUAGCUGUCUUUGGCAUUUCAUGGCUACCACUGAACGUCGUCAAUAUCUUCAAUGAUUUUACGACCAAGACUGAAGAGUGGCCCUUCUAUAAUGUCUUCUUCUUCAUCUCACAUUGUGUUGCUAUGUCAUCCACUUGCUACAAUCCCUUCCUCUAUGCCUGGCUCAAUGAAAAUUUUCGAAAGGAGUUCAAGCUUGUGCUUCCGUGCUUCCAUCCAACUACAAGGCGCAAUGGCCUCUUACCCAUGGGUACAAAAUGGCGCUCAGAGAGGACUUGCAAUGGCAACAAUGAAACUGUACAAGAGUCUCUUUUGCCGUCCAGCUACAUUCGAUCCAGCGGCAUUACAGAUAUUAUUCCUCGUGGUCCAACUGGCCACGAUGAUGAUCGUGUUCCUAUUAAGAUGUUCAACAGCGUUGACACGAUUCUCUUAUCUGAGGUAGCUCCUCCUGCACCAAUUUCUGGUACUGUUAUUCUUCCAUCAGGAGUCCUGGAGACUCAAUUUGAUGCCUCAUCUUUGCCGCCUUUGACUGCUCGUUCGCCCACUAGCGUUUUUUAAAGGUUUAAAUAGCAAAAUGAGGAUGGAGAUGUGGACAGGUGCGGAAGAAUUUUAGGGAAAUCCCUGUAGAUUGGAAAUUAUGUGCGCAACUCGAUACACGCCUUAAAAAUCUACAGAUUGUGAAAAAAGAUACAUUUUGGAGUUUUAUCAACGAAGAGUAAUUAAUAAGGUGGUUGUAAAAUCUAAAAAAUCAUUUAAGAUAUCCCCAUUUAAUACUCCCUCUUCCCACUCCUCUUUUUCCGCUACGGGAUUCUUUACUCAUCUACAACCCGGACUAUGUCAAUUAUAUUUGGAGAAAGAGAUGAGUGAGUAUUCCCAAUAAAUCAUUAUAAUUCCAAGUGAGCAUUUUUCAUCAAUUUGUCACAAAUUGUCCAAUUUAAUUAAUCCUUUAAUUUUUGACACUUUUCCGCUCUCUAAAUUUGUGACAGAAUUUUUGGAAAUUGUCUCAUUUGUCUCCAAAAUUCCAAAACCUUAAACGCUCCUAUUUAUAUCAAACUGAAAUUUUCUGUAAAUAAAAGCUUAGACUAGAAGAGAUAUUGCAAUUCCAACCAAUUUCACAAUGAGCCCCCGAGGGUAUUUAAAUAUUCCUUCGUUUGAAAUUGGCUAGAAUAUCACAAUAUCUCUCAGUUACAAAAAAAAAAGAUAAUACUCAAUGUUGAUGGCAUUUGUGUAUAAUAAAAUUAAUGAGAAAAAUAUCCGAGUUAUUGAACUAUGUAAAUAUAAAAGUGAUUCCUCGUGGGAAUGAGCAUCGCUCAAUAUCCUAUCAGAUAUUGUUUAAAUAAAAAUAGAAAUUCGGUUAAUAUACAUGAGCUUCAUGAGUAUAUAAAUUUUUCACGUAAAAAAUCUCUGUUGCACUCAUUCCUAUAUGCAAUUCUGAAAAUUCCAUCAGUUUGUUAAAUUUUAUUAUCAAUAAUCUUAAUAUUUUUAUCUCUCUAACCACCAACGCCGUAUAUACAAAUGAGCGCGAUAAAGCUUUUUUACAUUAAAGAAACACCAUGCGUAGCGUUUAAUAAAAUAAUUUUAUAUCUAUGGAAAAAUGUUAUGCAGAAAAUGUUAGGCCAAGCAUGUGACAUAAAUUGAGUGAAAUAAAAUUGGGCAUAUGAAUUUACAGAAAAAGACUGGUAUCGUAUAAUGCGAAAGUCGAAUGACAUUUUCAGACAUCAUAUCAACAUUAUUGCCACAUGCUCAGGAAAUUGUAACAAUUUUAUCAAGAGAAAGGUUCAAUCAACAGCCCAAAAGAAGAGGACUUACAGCUGUUGGUAUAUUCCUUUAUUUGAUCAGCACUUCAACUCAUUGUAUUUUUGUCUAAGUGAUUCUGUUGGAUUAAGUUUUGUUUUAAUAAAUUAAAGUUGAAGAAGCUUUACAGAUUACGAA
Messenger RNA from Phlebotomus papatasi, 3337 nucleotides. Its product is annotated as prolactin-releasing peptide receptor-like. The coding region runs from base 533 to 1963 and encodes 476 amino acids. The record is from RefSeq and is a predicted model, not a curated record. Gene Ontology annotation, biological process: G protein-coupled receptor signaling pathway. The transcript has 4 exons. Lineage: Eukaryota; Metazoa; Arthropoda; Insecta; Diptera; Psychodidae. Gene Ontology annotation, molecular function: neuropeptide binding; neuropeptide Y receptor activity. Gene Ontology annotation, cellular component: plasma membrane; neuron projection.